UACUCUUGCCCCCUUAGGACCUUUAUUCUAUCGAGCUCCACCCACGAAAAAGGCUCCCCUUGCCAGGAUCAAAGGGAAAAGAAGAGAGGGAAAAAAAGGGCGGAAGCGAAAAGGGUGAAAGAGAGAUCAAGAACCUUAACUGCCGGUACCGAGUACUGUGUUUUCCUAUACGAUCAUGAUACUUUAUUGUUCUCUCACCAUUUUUCCUCUAUAAGUUGGAUGGUCUAGCCUUCAAAAUAAAUUUUACGAUAUCUUAAAUACAAUCAGGCUUCAUCGGUCAAUAUUGUACCGCCGUCGCCCCUCACUCGAUCGCUCACACGAUCCGUUUCUGUUGCCCUUUCGAUUCGUUCUUAUAGUCCUAGUUUCUCUCCCCUAGACAGAGACAUAUCGCGCCCAACACUCCCCUUCCCUUUUGGAUUAAUUUUGCAUCAGUCUUCCGCUGCGCUUCUGCAGUUUCCCGCAGAGAGUUUCUCUCCCCUCUUUCUUUCUCUUGUCCCUUUUCCCUUCGAUACCGUGCCCUCCAGUUCCCUUCCCCUCUCUAAUAGCUUACCUCCAAUCCCCGCCAGAUAAUUCAACCACAGCUGCAACCCCCCCCCCGUGGAUCACCAGAGUUACUGCAGUAAUUGAAUUUUCCUCCUAAUCACCGUUGCCGUUUGAACAUCCCUCAUGACUAUCGAUAUGAGACCAAAGAAGGCUCUAUUUUUAUUAUGCCUUCCUGACGAGUUGCUCGUUGAGAUAAUCUCUCACCUACCCCCGAAGGAUGUUAUCCCCCUGCAUGCAACCUCUCGUCGCCUACGAGCCCUAACUCGACUUGACCCAACCCUCUGGCGAUCGCUCUGUUCCUACCGCGAAGGCUCGUCUCUUACCGUACUGACCCCUCCUCGAACACCCAUCUCUGAUGUCGAAUGUGCCACCAUAGAUUGGUACACUGAAUACAAGUUUCGUAAUGCUCCUACGAGGAUGCUCUGGGUUGGCACCGGCUCCCCGACUGUGGGAGACGAGGUGAAGGGUAUUGGGGCAUUCCCAUCCAGGGGUGGGAGUACCGAGGAUGAUAUGGUCGUUGCGGCAACAUCUGAUGGGAGCGUCAAGAUUUGGAGUUUACAGGAUAAUUGUGCCGCCAGGGAAAUUGGAAAAUCUGAAAGGGGAUUAAUAUUUUCGCAAAAAAAGAGAACGCCAGCUCUCGAGGCUCAACAGAAGAUACGGGAAGCGGGAAUCGUCGAUGGGGUUUCCAUCGAUGCAGCGGCGGGCAGGAUCUGGGUCGCCGGAGAGGAUGGUUUGGUUGAGAUCGAUUUAACAUCUCUGAAAAGAAUCUCGACCCACCGGUUCCCGUUCUCUAUUAUGGCUCUUUCGCAAACCUCCUCCCCCUACCCCUUAACAAUAGGCACUACCCUAACCCUACAUAUGCACGAUUCCAGAGUAUCGCCAAACUCUCCCCCACCCGCCCAUGCUCCUCUCUUUCAACCGGGACCCCUAUCGAUCCUUCAUUCCGGCUCAAGUGUAAAGGUAGCCGGCCGAUUCCCGUCAUUAUUGUCGUAUGACCGUCGAGGUUGGCCAAAACUUACCUCAACAAUACAUUCUGGCGCCCGGCUCUGCGGCUUAACAACCAUUGGCACUUCGGGCCUUGCCGCAUGUGGAGAAUACAACGGUAGGGGAACACUAGAGAUAUACCCCGGUCUAGGAUCACCAUACCCUAUUGUUAAAAACCGGCAAACUGCCGCCAGAAGUAAAAUCCUCACUGUAACGUCACACGGGAGUUACCUAGUCACCGGUAAUGCAGAGGGAUGUAUAAGCUUUUUCGAGAGGGAUGCUAGAACAGUGAUUCGCGAACAUUGGGUUGAGGGUGGGGGGAAAACCUCCUCUGGUAUAUGGAAUGUGGGUGAGGAUGGGGGUGAUGUGAUUCGGCGGGUGAAACCACUACGGGGCGGGGAUGGGAAGAUAUUAGUAUGGGCAGGUGAUAGGCUCGGGUUAUUGGGCGUUGGAAAGGAACGACAAGAGAUCCCGGAAGAGGCGGUGCGCCCCGAAAGUGAAGAGGAGGAGUACCUAACGAAGAUGAGAGAGUUAUUGAGACGGCAGGGUGAGGAAGUUGGAAUCUUGGAAGGUAUGGGCUUGUAGUGCGCAUAGAUUAACUUAUUUCAGAGAAUAGGGUAGCCUCUUGGAGCUUUAGCUAUUGUGGGAGUAGUGCUCGGGGGUGUAGAAGGUUUUGUACCACUGAUUUCAACACAUCGGUAGCAUCACAAAUACCGAUUCCGCAAA
Molecule: messenger RNA, 2253 nt
Organism: Tuber melanosporum (Perigord truffle)
Lineage: Eukaryota; Fungi; Ascomycota; Pezizomycetes; Pezizales; Tuberaceae
Exons: 4
Coding region: 667-2112 (481 amino acids)
Biological process (GO): protein polyubiquitination
Molecular function (GO): protein binding
Source: RefSeq, a predicted model, not a curated record